Corylus avellana is the source of this 1506-nucleotide messenger RNA. The record is from RefSeq and is a predicted model, not a curated record. NCBI's taxonomy places the organism in Eukaryota, Viridiplantae, Streptophyta, Magnoliopsida, Fagales, Betulaceae.
AUGGCCAUACUUUGGUUUGUAGCAUUUCUCUGCUUCCUUUUCCUUUGGCAAUGGGGAUGGAACAAACAGUCACCCUUCAAAAACUGGCCCGUUUUCGGAAUGCUUCCCAGGCUUCUUCAAAAUGUAUCGAAUAUCCACGACCAUGCAACCCGAUUUCUAAAAGAUAAUGGGGGGACUUUCGAGUUUAAGGGCCCUUGGUUCACUAACAUGAACUUUGUGCUCACCUGUGAUCCCACCAACAUCCAUCACAUUUUGUGCAGAAACUUUUCCAACUACGAAAAGGGGCCCAAGUUCAGGGAGAUUUUUGAACCCGUCGGAGAUGGGAUCUUUACUUCUGACUCUGAGUCGUGGAGAUAUCAGAGGAAGUUGAUUCAGUCAAUGAUAAAGAACAAAAAGUUCGACUUGUUCUUGGAGAAAGUCUCUCGGGGAAAGGUGGAAACCGGCCUCAUUCCGAUUCUUGAUCACAUCUCAAGUAGGGGAAUUGAGGUGGAUUUACAAGAUGUUUUUCAGCGCUACACCUUCGAUAAUGUUUGCUUCCUGGUUUUGGGUUUCGAUCCAAAUUGCCUUUCCAUUGACUUUCCUCAAGUUGCACAUGCAAAAGCGUUCGAUCAAAUGGAAAAGAGCGUCUUUUACCGACACAUUGUGCCAGAAAGUUACUGGAAGUUGCAGCGAUGGCUUCAAAUAGGAGAAGAAAAGAAGCUGAGCAAUGCUUGCAAAAUAUUUGAUCAAUUUGUGUACCAAUGCAUCUCAUCCAAGCGUGAACAACUCAGCCGAAGCAAAACCCUGAAACUGGAGGAAGCGAAAUUCGACUUGCUCACAGCUUGUAUAGAACAAGAUGAAGGAGGAGAAAUGGAUGGUUUUACAAAAUCCAACAAGUUUCUGAGGGACAUGGUCUUUUCUCUCAUAGUUGCGGGCAGGAACACCAUAAGCUCAGGCCUUACCUGGUUUCUAUGGCAUGUUGCAACACACCCAUCAGUGGAAGCCAAGAUUAUAAAAGAGAUGAGAGAGCAUUUGGUGGUCAACAACGAGAUCAAUUGGGGUAUAGAUGAGGUAAGCAAGCUAGUUUAUCUCCACGGAGCCAUAUGUGAGUCCUUACGGCUUUUCCCACCUAUACCUUUCGAGCAUUUGAGCGCAAUUGGCUCUGACAUUCUCCCAAGCGGCCAGCGUAUUAUUCCAAGUAGGAGAAUCUUAUGCUCUCUGUACUCAAUGGGAAGGAUGGAAAGCCUAUGGGGUGAAGAUUGCUUAGAGUUCAAGCCAGAGCGAUGGAUAUCGGAGCAAGGAAGGAUUGUGCAGGUACCAUCUUACAAGUUCAUAGCAUUUAAUGCAGGCCCCAGGACUUGUUUAGGUAAGGACAUGAGUUUCACUCAAAUGAAAAUAGUUGCAAGCAGCAUCAUCUGGAAUUAUCGUGUUCAAGUAGUUGAAGUUCAUCCUGCUUUACCGAGCAUCUCUGUCGUGCUUCAUAUGAAACAUGGCUUGAAGGUAAAGAUCACCAAAAGAGAUGUUUGA